AUGUCUUUCCAGGAACGCGCCCAGCAGCACAUCUCGCAGCUCGACAAGGAGCUGUCCAAGUACCCUGCCCUCAACAACCUUGAGCAGCAGAGCUCCGUCCCCAAGGUCUACGUCGUCCUUGGUCUCGGUGCCCUUUACUUCUUCCUCAUCUUCUUCAACAUCGCCGGCGAAUUCCUCGUCAACUUUGCUGGCUUCCUCAUCCCCGGCUACUACUCACUCGAGGCUCUCUUCUCCUCGGGCAAGGCCGAUGACACCCACUGGUUGACCUACUGGGUCACCUACGCCUUCUUGACCGUUCUCGAGAGCGCCGUCAACGCCGUCUACUGGUUCCCCUUCUACUACACCUUCAAGUUCAUCCUCGUCCUCUGGAUGUCCCUUCCCCAGACUGGUGGUGCCAAGAUUGUCUUCAACUCCCUCCUCCACCCUCUCUUCGGCCGCUUCUUCACCCAGACC
This is a messenger RNA of Aureobasidium namibiae CBS 147.97, 453 nucleotides long. RefSeq names its product protein yop1. The record is from RefSeq and is a predicted model, not a curated record. The transcript has 4 exons. The annotation marks the transcript as partial. NCBI's taxonomy places the organism in Eukaryota, Fungi, Ascomycota, Dothideomycetes, Dothideales, Saccotheciaceae.